AUGAUCAACGCCGUCCUCGUCUUCAACAAUGCCGGCCAGCCGCGACUGACCAAGUUCUACACACAGCUGGAAACCAGCGUCCAGCAGCGCCUCAUCUCCGAGAUCUUCACCCUCGUCGCCAACCGCCCAAACUCAGCAUGUAACUUCCUACCCCUUCCACCGCUCCUUGCCAGCAGCUCCAAAUCCAGCACGCCCACGACUCCCCACAACGACACACCUUCCCUCGUCACCUACCGCCACUACGCGACCCUCUACUUCAUCGUCAUAUCUACAUCCACCGAAUCACCUCUCGCGCUUCUCGAUCUCAUCCAGGUCUUCGUCCAAGCGCUCGAUGGUCUUUUCGAAAACGUUUGCGAGCUGGAUCUGAUCUUCAACUUCGAGACAUUACAUGCGACACUGGGUGAGAUGAUAGUGGGCGGAGUCGUGGUCGAGACGCAGUUGGACAAAGUCAUUCAAGGCGUCAAGGCACAGGGAAGAGUCGCCAAGAGACCUGUCAACGAAGGCAAGAACAUUGGCGGCGGUGGCGGCGGCGGUGUUAUGGGCGGACUGACCUUCGGCGGUCUAGGAAGGGGCGAUGGCAUGUGGGCUGGAAGAUGA
This is a messenger RNA of Alternaria arbusti, 597 nucleotides long. RefSeq lists its product as uncharacterized. Lineage: Eukaryota; Fungi; Ascomycota; Dothideomycetes; Pleosporales; Pleosporaceae. The transcript has 3 exons. Bases 1 to 597 code for a protein of 198 amino acids. Gene Ontology annotation, cellular component: intracellular membrane-bounded organelle. Gene Ontology annotation, biological process: vesicle-mediated transport; protein transport. The record is from RefSeq and is a predicted model, not a curated record.